Messenger RNA from Eimeria tenella, 606 nucleotides. RefSeq lists its product as uncharacterized. The transcript has 3 exons. Lineage: Eukaryota; Apicomplexa; Conoidasida; Eucoccidiorida; Eimeriidae. The coding region runs from base 1 to 606 and encodes 201 amino acids. The record is from RefSeq and is a predicted model, not a curated record.
AUGCAACAGCUGCUGCUGCGGCAGCAGAAGCGAGAGAACAACUGCAAGCUGCUGCUGCAGCAGCAGAAGCAAGACAGCAAGGACGACAACAGCCACGAGCUGCUGCUGCAGCAGAAGGACGAUAACAACUGCGAGCUGCUGCUGCAGCAGCAGAAGCAAGGUAACAGCUGCGAGGUGCUGCAGCAGCAGCAGACGGCAGCAGCUGGAACAACCGCGAGCUGCCGCUGCAGCCGCAGAAACGCGAAUCCAAACGCCGAACAGCAGGAGCAGCAGGAACAGCAGGAGCAGCAGGAACAGCAGGAGCAGCAGGAACAGCAGGAGCAGCAGGAGCAGCAGGAGCAGCAGGAGCAGCAGCUAGAUGUAAGCGAGCAUUUGGGAUUUGUUGCGGGAGACGGAUUGCAUGGGCUGAGGGUGACUGGUUUGAAACAGUUGGAAAGGUGUGGCCUCUGCAUGCAGAUGCGCUGGAAGAGUUCUCAAGAAGGUUUUUUCGAGAACUGGGGUUGUUUGCGGCGGCCGGGGGGAAGGCGUUUGAAAUUGGGGGAAGGAAGGGAAGAAGGAAGUGAAGAAGAGAAAAGGAAGAAUCAGAAGUUGGUUUGGGGGUUGUGA